AUGUUCCCCUUCUCCAGUUUCUCUGAGGCGAAAGUGCGAUUGUGUUUGUCCACGGCCAAGAGGAAAUUUGCCGACUCCCUGAACGAGUUUAAGUUUCAGUGCAUCGGCGACGCGGAGACAGACGACGAGAUGUGCAUAGCCAAUUCUCUUCAGGAGUUUGCAGCAGUGCUUCAAAACCUGGAGGAUGAGAGGACGAGGAUGAUUGAAAACGCAAACGACGUGUUGAUCAUGCCUUUGGAGCGGUUCAGGAAGGAGCAGAUCAGUGCAGCCAAGGAAGCAAGGAAAAAAUAUGACAAAGAAACAGAAAAGUAUUGUGCGGUGAUGGAAAAGCAUUUAAGUCUAUCGGCGAAGAAGAAGGAGUCCCAUCUACUGGAGGCCGACAAUCAGGUGGACAACGUACGGCAGCACUUCUACGAGGUUUCUCUGGAGUACGUGUUCAAAGUGCAGGAGGUGCAGGAGCGGAAGAUGUUUGACUUUGUUGAACCUUUGUUAGCGUUUCUGCAAGGUCUGUUCACGUACUAUCACCAUGGAUACGAGCUUGCCAAAGACUUCAAUCACUUCAAGACCAACCUGACAAUCAGCAUACAGAACACGAGGAACCGUUUUGAGAGCACAAGGUCAGAGGUGGAGAGUUUGAUGAAGAAGAUGAAGGAGAAUCCUCACGAGCACAAGAGCGUGAGCCACCACACCAUGGAGGGCUACCUGUUUGUGCAGGAGAAACGUUCCUUUGUAUCCACCUGGGUGAAGUACUACUGCACUUACCACAGAGAACCCAAGAGAAUCACCAUGGUUCUGUUCGACCCCAAAUCAGGAGGAAAAAUGGGAGAAGAGGAGAGCUUUAUUCUCAAGUCUUGCACUCGGAGGAAAAGUGACUCUAUAGAAAAGAGGUUUUGUUUUGACGUGGAAGCAGUGGACAGGCCGGGGGUGAUAACGAUGCAGGCGCUCUCUGAGGAGGACCGCAGGCUGUGGAUGGAGGCCAUGGACGGGCGCGAGCCGGUUUACAAUCUAAACAAAGACAACCAGACAGAGGGAAUGGCACAUCUGGACAUGAUCGGCUUCAACGUAAUGAAGAAGUUUAUCUCUGCUGUCGAGACCAGAGGUAUUAAUGAACAAGGCUUGUACAGAAUCGUUGGUGUGAGUUCCAAAGUCCAAAAACUACUGACCUUAGCAAUGGAUCCCAAGACAUGUGCCGAUGUUGAACUGGACUGUUCAGACUGGGAGAUAAAAACCAUCACAAGUGCAAUCAAGUUCUAUCUGAGAAUGCUGCCUGCUCCUCUAAUGACGUACCAGUAUCAGAGGAGCUUCAUCAAAGCUGCCAAGCUGGAUAAUCCUGACGCCCGUGUGACAGAAAUCCACGCGCUGGUUCAUCGUCUGCCUGAAAAGAACAGACAGAUGCUGGAGAUGAUCAUGAAGCACCUGGCCAAGGUUGCCAGUCACCACCAGCACAACUUGAUGACUGUGGCAAAUCUGGGUGUGGUCUUUGGUCCCACUCUUCUGCGGCCUCAGGAGGAGACUGUGGCGGCCAUCAUGGACAUCAAAUUCCAAAACAUUGUGGUGGAGAUCCUCAUUGAGCACCACGAGAAGAUCUUCCGGGACGUCCCAGUGGGUGUGUUGAACUCUCAGGCGUCUCGAAGAGGAAGUGCGGUGAACAGGACGCCGUCGUGCUGCGAGAGGCCGCUCACGCUGUUCCACACGCCCACACACUCCCAAAACAGUGAGAAGAGGAACAGUGUGGCUCCCGUGGCAGAGCUCCAGUCCAACACGGCCAACUGUAACAGCAGCAACAGCAGUAGCAGCAGCAGCGGCAGCCAGGGCCGGACCCCCAGACACAGCCUGACCAGUACCGACGGAGAGCUGGAGCACAGGAACAACAGGCCCUGCUCGCUGUUAAAUCCCAAGAGCAGAGGCAGCGUACCAACCAGCGGUCCUUCCCCCAGCCCCACGUCUCCUCGCUCUCCCUCGUGGCCCAUGUUCUCUGCCCCGUCCAGCCCACACCAGCUCUCCUCCACAUCCAGCGACUCCUCUCCCGGAAGUGUCUCUGGGAGAAAAGCGCGUGCUCUCUACGCCUGCAAGGCUGAACACAACUCUGAGCUGUCCUUCAUCGCAGGAACCAUCUUUGAAAACGUUCAUACGUCCAGGGAGCCGGGCUGGCUGGAGGGGACCCUGGGCGGACGGAUGGGGCUCAUACCAGAAAACUACGUGGAGUUUUUGUAG
This is a messenger RNA of Knipowitschia caucasica, 2214 nucleotides long. Lineage: Eukaryota; Metazoa; Chordata; Actinopteri; Gobiiformes; Gobiidae. The record is from the annotation of a GenBank genome assembly.